Molecule: messenger RNA, 1670 nt
Organism: Bactrocera oleae (olive fruit fly)
Lineage: Eukaryota; Metazoa; Arthropoda; Insecta; Diptera; Tephritidae
Gene: Sras
Product: Ras converting CAAX endopeptidase Sras
Biological process (GO): CAAX-box protein processing
Cellular component (GO): endoplasmic reticulum membrane
Molecular function (GO): metalloendopeptidase activity
Source: RefSeq, a predicted model, not a curated record
AUCCGCAUGGCGGGAGCGAAGCCGGCAGCAGCGCGUAAAAGAGGCAGCAUUUUUUUAUAUUAAUAGUUAAAGAAAAAUAGUAAAUAAUAGAGAAAUAGUUUAGUGAAAAUUCACUAAACAGUCUAUAAUUAAGUUUAAUAGUGAAAAGUUAGGUAGGCAGCAGUACUUUGAACUUCUAUUUAUUAUUGCUAAUUUAAAUGAUAGAGUAGGUAUUUGUUAUCAAAUGUUUAUAUUUUUAGGCAAAUUGAGAGAGAAGAGAGUUAAUCUAACAGCGGAUGUAGAGAAGUAUUUUGAUAGCACUAUAUAUAACAAUAUUUUAAACAAAAAAAUGUUUUAAUACAAAAUAAUCAAAAUAAUAGUGUACCAUCGGGUUUUUCUAAAGGAUAUAUAGACGAAUGUUGUUUUAAAAUAAGCUUUACUUUAAGCUGCAUGUGCACUUAUAUUUUAAACUUUUUAAAAUUUCUCAGAAAACAUGGCAACUGCAACUAUAGCGAACAGCUGUGUUAGCUGUUUUUGUUUUUUUUUUCUGCAAACUUUGGACACCUAUACAAAAGUGAUUAUUUAAGUUUUAUUUAUAAUACAGUACACAUUAAACAGCUCAGGAAUUAAUGCGACCAAUAUUAAAUAUAAUUUAAUGUCAUGAACGAUAGCAGCGAAAUUGAGAGCAGCCAAGGCACUGCGGACACACCUCUCCCAUUGCCGCAUAUACCGAUAGUGACAUCAGUCAGUUGCUGUCUCAUACUUUCUGUCAUAUAUGUAGCCAGUUUAUAUAUUUGGAAUACCAAACAUAAUCGGGAUCACCCAGCGACGGUAAAGCGACGCUUCGUCAGCGUUAUCAUUGUUAUGCUCAUAGCACCAUUUUUCGUAUAUAAAUUUUCUUCACGAGAGCUACUGGAGCGUGCUUCAUUUGCAGAAAUUUUGGGUUUGAGAUGGCAGGGACUCUUCCUAGCCAUUACAGUGCCAUAUUUGCUGACAAUGCUAUUAUUUUUGGGUCCACUGUGCGUGCAGGUGCAAAAUGAAUCUUUAAAAAUGUUUUUGGAUACUGAUUUUUGGAUUGGUUCAUUCAAAAAUAUACUUUGGAUACGAAACCAUGUUAUGGCACCAAUCAGUGAAGAAUUCGUCUUUCGCGCAUGUAUGAUGCCACUAAUUUUGCAGAGUUUUUCACCCUUGACAGCUGUGUUCAUUACACCACUAUUCUUUGGUACCGCGCACAUACACCAUAUUGGGGAACGCCUCAGCUUGGGUAUGGAAUUGAAAACUGCCUUAGUGAUAUCAUGCUUUCAGUUAACUUACACCACAGUCUUUGGUUUCUACUCGGCUUUUCUCUUUGCGCGCACCGGUCAUUUUGUCGCACCAUUCCUUGUGCAUGCAUUUUGUAAUCAUAUGGGCUUACCUGAUGUCCAAGAGCUGUGGCAACAACAUUUAGUACGUCGCAUUCUACUUAUUUUAUGCUACAUUGUGGGUUUUGUUGGUUGGAUCAUAUUGCUGCCAAUCGCCACACAGCCUUCACUAUAUUCUAACAAUUUGUAUUGGAAUAAUUAAAAUAAUGAACAAAGUAGCAACAAUUGAAAUUACAUUAGUACAUAAAUAUUGAAAGUGAUCGAUAUUCAUUAAGCAUAAUUUUAUAUGUUUAAUUACGAAAUAAAAAUAUGUUUCAUACAUACAUACAU